Molecule: messenger RNA, 990 nt
Organism: Exophiala bonariae
Lineage: Eukaryota; Fungi; Ascomycota; Eurotiomycetes; Chaetothyriales; Herpotrichiellaceae
Exons: 1
Coding region: 1-990 (329 amino acids)
Cellular component (GO): membrane
Source: RefSeq, a predicted model, not a curated record
AUGACCCUCCAACCAGAACCCUUUCUCGGAGAUCUACAUGACUGCUAUUUCGAGACAGACCCAAGGGUAAACACACACCUGGCGAAGGCGCUGAACGGGAAACAUGUUGUCGUCGCUGGGGCCGGGCGAGGUGUUGGACGGGCAUGUGCAGAGCUUCUCAGUUAUGGGAAACUUGGGUCUCUCAGCAUCGCUGCUCUAGAAUUGGAUGAAAUCACCGAAACAGCGAAGAUAUGUCAGGCCAACGAUCAAAAUCUACGGAUCAAGACUGGUGCAUUUGACGUCCAAGAUCCGGCGGCAGUGAAAGACUUUCUUGCAGAGGUUAAUGGCGAAUUUGGCGGCAUAGAUGUUGUCCUCAUGAAUGCUGGCCGACCACCUCAGUGGCUCCCAACGUCCGAAGGCGAUCCCGAGAUCUGGUGGGACACAGUGGGUGUUUCUCUCCGAGGUGCGUACAAUUUCAGCCGGUAUGCACUUCCCAUCAUGCAGAAGAAGCGUGACGGAAGGAUCAUUUUCACUUCGAGCGCCGGCGCCCACGCGAAUCAGGGAAUGGGCAGCUACAUUGCAGCCAAACUCUCGAUGGUACGGCUGGCAGAGAUCAUCCAUAUGGAGAACUUCAAGGAGUUCAACAUCAAAGCGUUCGCUAUUCAUCCUGGCGCCAUUCAGACACGAUUCUAUCACGACUUCAAAGACAAAGUCGAGGGCCGGUCAAAUGAGAGAUCCUACAUUGUAGAUGGCGCUGAGGGCGAGGACAAAUCAGCUCAAAUCGCUGUUCAUUUCCUUGACCAAGCCACCUUUGACACCCCUUAUAUGGCUGCAGGUAUGACUUCGGUUCUGUCGUCAGGGAAGUUGGAUUUCAUGUCCGGGAGAUAUGUCGAUUGCUCCACGAGAAUUGAAGAUUAUUUGAAACAGGAGGACUCCAUAAUCAAGGAUGACCUUUACCGGGUCCGUUUGAAUGCGGGCAAUGGAAGAUUGAUACCUUCCUCGGAGUUUUAG